Arachis duranensis is the source of this 1425-nucleotide messenger RNA. RefSeq lists its product as uncharacterized. The record is from RefSeq and is a predicted model, not a curated record. The transcript has 5 exons. Bases 1 to 1425 code for a protein of 474 amino acids. NCBI's taxonomy places the organism in Eukaryota, Viridiplantae, Streptophyta, Magnoliopsida, Fabales, Fabaceae.
AUGGUUUUUCAAGGACCUUGGAUUAUUCUUGGUGAUUUUAAUGAAGUCAAAUUUUCUCAUGAAUCUAAGGGCUGUCAAUUUUCUCAUCAAAGAGCAGACAUAUUUGCUACUUCAUUAGGAGAUAGUGGCUUGUUUGAUCUGAAGACUAUUGGGAGGCGGUUUUCUUGGUACAGGAGGAUGAAAAAUUAUGUUGACGUGGCAAAAAAGCAUGAUCGAGUCUGUAUAAAUAGUAGUUGGUUAUCUAUCUUUCCAGAAGCUGAUGCAGAAGUUUUAAAUAGGCUUCAAUCUGAUCAUUGCCCUAUUCUGUCAUGGUGGUCUGGUAAUAGAGGAAUUCAUGGCAAGCUUUCGGAAGUACAGAAGAAUUCACUAGAGUUUAACUCGAAGAAAGAGCAACAACUGCUUGAUGAUUAUAAUAAUACUCUAGUGCAAGAAGAGCUCCUAUGGUUCCAAAAGUCCAGAGAGCAGUGGGUAAGGUUCGUGGAUAGAAAUACAAGAUUCUUUCAUAUUCAAACUCUUGCCCAAAGGAAGCAUAAUAAGAUUCAUGGCCUUUUUCUCAAGGAUAGAGUGUGGAAAACUGAUCCAGAGGUUCUGAGUCAAGAAGCAGAGUCUUUCUAUAAAAGCUUAUUCUGUCAUUUGGAUGAUGUUGAUUUGGGUUGCCUUGCUCUGGGUCCUGAUGAGUUUCAAGCUUUCUUCUUCAAAGAAUAUUGGGAGAUCAUUGGUCUUGAUGUUUGGAAGAUAGUUAAGCCGAUUAGUCUCUGCAAUGUAGUUUACAAGAUCAUCACGAAGGUCCUUGUUAAUAGGCUUCAUCCUCAUCUUGUGGAGAUUGUUGGCCCGCUUCAAGGAGGAUUUAUUCCGGGACGAGAAACUCCUAACAACAUCAUUAUUGUUCAAGAAGUCCUCUACUUUAUGAAGAAGACUAAAUCAAAGAAAGGCACACUGGCCUUUAAGAUUGAUCUGGAGAAAGCUUAUAACAGAGUUGACUGGAGGUUUUUAGCUCAUACUCUUAAGAGCUUUGAUUUUCCUAUUCCUACAAUUAAUUUGAUUAUGAAUUGUGUCACUGCUUCUUCCUUAUCUAUUCUUUGGAAUGGAAAUCGUCUGAAUGGCUUUACUCCUAGCCGAGGUCUUAGACAAGGAGACCCUAUGUCACCGUAUCUUUUUGUGUUGUGUAUGGAGCGAUUGGCAUGCUUUAUUAGUCAUCACGUUGAUUUGGGCUUGUGGGAGCCGAUUGCUAUUUCUAGAGGGGGACCAAGAAUAUCCCACUUAAUGUUUGUAGAUGACUUGCUUCUAUUCUGUAAAGCUACAAAGAGACAAGUGCAAAAUAUGAUGUUAGUUUUAGCGACUUUUUGCAAAGUAUCUGGGAUGAAGAUUAAUGUGGAGAAGUCUAAAGCACUUUGCUCCAAGAAUAUCUCAGCAACUAGGAAAUAG